CCUUGGCUUGUCAUUCUGCAAUGUCUGUGAUCACGCCAUUACCGACUCGUGGGCGCAAUCAUUUCGUCCAAUGUUGUGCCUCUACUCACACUCGUACUCGUACCGCACCCACACCCGGACCUAUCUCGUGGUUGCUGAUUGAUGACCUUUGAUCGCGCGCAGUCCGUAUCACCAAGCCUGAAACGGCGGCCAAGCGGGCGUCUGAGCUCCUCGCUGUGGGCGAGAAUGCAGAGGCGCUCAACUCGCUUCACGAGUUCCUCAACAAGUCGCGGCGCGACGAGUUCACGCCUGCGCAUGAGGAGACGAUGAUGCUGUUCAUCAAGCUGUGCGUGGAGCAGCGGCGCGCUGCCGAGAUGAAGGAUGGCCUGCACCAGUACAAGACGCUGACGCAGUACGUCAAGCUUGCGUCGCUCGACCGUGUGAUGAAGUACCUGCUGUCGUACACGGAGGAGAAGGUGGUGGAGGCGCAGGCGAAGCUCGCCGAGGCGCUGACGUCGGACUCGGGCGAGUUCCUCCCGGAGGACCCGCUCGAGAAGCAGCUUGUGAUUUCGUCGGGCGACUCGCUGAGCAAGCGGCUGGAGCGCGUUAUUGUCAAGCCGUGGCUGCGGUUUGAGUACGACGCGUACCGGGCGAUUCUCGACAUCCUGCGGAACAAGAUCACGAUGGAAGUGAUGUACCACAACCUGGCGCGGAUGGCGUUUGACUUUUGCAAGCGGUACGAGCUCAAGUCGGACUUUCGGCGGUUCUGCGACACGCUGCACUCGCACCUCAAGUCGAUUGUGCAGUACCAGGAGGACAACAAGAACUCGCCAAACGCGGUGAAGCUCAACGCCGAGGACGGCGAGUCGCUGCGUCUGCACAUGGAGACGCGGUUUGUGCAGCUCUCGACGGCGAUGGAGCUCGGCUCGUGGCAGAAGGCGUUUGAGACUGUGGAGGAGCUGUACCGGCUGAUGGAGAUGUCGCCGCGGCCGAUUGCGCCGCAGAUGAUGGCGGCGUACUACGAGCGGGUUGCACUCCUCUGCUGGCACGCUGACUACAAGGUCAUGCACACGUACGCGGCGCUCAAGGUCUUUACGCUCUACCAGAAGCACAACCGGUCGAUGACGCAGGAGACGGUGGCUCGGAUGGCGUCGUCGCUGCUUGUGGGCGCGCUCUCUAUCCCGCUCUCGGAGAACUCGCGGACGCAGGCGAUUGUGACGACGCUUGAGGGCUCGUCGGACAAGUCUGUGCGUCUCGGCCAGCUGCUGCACACCUCGUCGCUUCCGACGCGCGACCAGCUCGUGGCGGAGAUCAUCGAGCGCGGCAUUGUCGAGCUCGCGGCGCCGGAGCUUGCUGAGCUCUACCCGGCGCUUGUGGCCGACUUUGAGCCGCUCUCCAAGUUUGAGCGGCUCGAGCCGAUUCUGGCUUACGUCCGCGCCCAGCCGCACCUUGCCAACUACGCGGUCGGCCUCGAGGAGGUGGCAUUUAUGCUCCUGCUUGAGGAGCUCGCGCAGGUGUACUCUGUGGUGCAGCUCUCGACGCUGACCAAGCUCGCCAUCACGCUUGACGCAGCGCGGCUGGAGGAUCUCGCGUGCGAGUCUGUGCGGCUCGGGCGGGUCUCGCUCACCAUCAACCACGUGGAGCAGACUCUGACCUUCAAGUCGGGCUUUAUGCACGACACGACACUCGCGUCGCAUCUUGUUGACCUCGCGUCGUCGCUCUCCAAGGCGUCCAAGAUGAUUGCGCCUCGGGAGCAGGAGCGUGCCGAGCUCGCACAGCGGGUUGCCACCGUGGCGGCGGCGUCGGUCCGCAACGAGCACCGCAUGCUGCUCAAGCGCAAGGCCGAGAUCCAGGCGCGACAGGAGAAGGAGGAGGCCGAGCGCAAGGCCGCGCGCGAGGCGCGCGAGCGUGCCGCCGCCGAGGAGAAGGAGCGCAUUGCGCGCGAGACCGCGGAGCGGCUCGAGGCCGACAAGCUCGAGCGCGAGCGCAAGAAGGAGGAGAAGGUCAAGGCCGAGCGCGAGCGCAAGCGGCUGGAGGAGCUCAAGGCGGAGAUGGAGGCCAAGGGCGUCGAGAUCGACGACGACGGCGAGGUCAUCGAUCGGAAGACGCUGCUCGACAAGUACGUGACGCAGAUUUCCAAGGAGAAGAAUACCAUGGCCGAGCGGACCGAGUCGCUCUUCCGCCGCAUGGACCACCUCGAGCGGUACCGCCGCGAGGUCGAGGGGCCGCUCAUCCAGGACGCCUUUGAGAAGCAGUCGGUGACCAACGCCUCGCUGUACAACGCCGCCAAGGACGAGUACAAGGCCAAGCACCGGGCCGAGCACGACUCGAUGCUCGAGCUCAAGGCUCUCCGCACUGACCCCAUGGUUGUCAAGCUCACCGACGCCUUUUACACCCGGGUCCUCGCGAAGCGUCGUGAGGCCCACGCCGACGAGUACGACCGCGUCGAGGCCUUUAUUGCUGGCGAGACCCGCAAGCGCGAGCGCGAGGCCAAGGCCCGCGCCAAGCGCCGCGCUGAGCGCUGAGCAACGCCGAGCGCCACGACCGCUACGAUGCCGAGAUGGCGGAGAAGAAGGCUGAUGAGGCCGAGGAGGAG
Molecule: messenger RNA, 2575 nt
Organism: Thecamonas trahens ATCC 50062
Lineage: Eukaryota; Apusomonadida; Apusomonadidae
Exons: 1
Coding region: 306-2504 (732 amino acids)
Biological process (GO): translation reinitiation; formation of cytoplasmic translation initiation complex
Cellular component (GO): eukaryotic translation initiation factor 3 complex, eIF3e; multi-eIF complex; eukaryotic translation initiation factor 3 complex, eIF3m
Molecular function (GO): translation initiation factor activity; mRNA binding
Source: RefSeq, a predicted model, not a curated record